CGGAAUUCGCGCCCGCCAUGUGACUAUUCUUGAAAGAUCCUCCGCGCGCGUAUGUCGUCCUGAUUAGAUUGGUUCUUGUUCACUGGACCCACAGGUGGAGAACGAGGAUAGCCAGACGCCUCUUCUUUUCAGAAGCAUCAUACCAUUCUCCUCGUCGUCUCUAUCACUCUCCCUCCUUGUCGACUCUUCUCACCUGUUGACAGACGCGAGAACUCGAUCAACGCCUUCAGAAGCAGGGGAAGAAAGACUCUUACAAGCGAGAGAGAGAGAGAGAGGGUUUCUGCCAGGUGGUAGAGGUCAUAGUCUUCCACGAAACGCUGACGCACGUGCAUUACCAGGCAAUUCGUGGGGCAGGGAGGGUUUGAGGUAGAACAGGGGUUGUGUGUCUGAUGGCCUCUCCAUCGACAUCCACCAGCGACGAAGGCGGAACGAGGUUUGAAGCAUCGAGGAGGAGUGAUGGGUCGUCGUCAACACGGAUAGGAAGGUCGAUCAGUGGGCAGCAGGAGGAAAUGCGUGCUGGCUUGCACUCUACAGGGACAAUGGGUGGUGUUGAGAAUCGCACGGUUACCGGCGAUUUGUCUCAUCGUUCUUGUCCAGGGGGCGGUGGCGCGGAGCUCGGGGCAGAGAAGCCCUCCUCUACGGCUGGAGCCGUGGGAGGCGGAGGAGCGGCAGGCGCAAACGUUGGGACCGCCAAUGGUGGGACUGGCGGGUCCAACAGCGGCGAUGGUGGUAGUUUCGAGUGCAAUAUCUGCUUGGAACUGGCGAACGAUCCCGUUAUCACUCUCUGCGGGCACCUGUUUUGCUGGCCUUGUCUGUACAGGUGGCUACAGAUGCACGUCGCGGGAAAGGAAUGUCCUGUAUGUAAGGCAGGGGUUGAUGAAGAGAAGGUCAUACCGUUGUACGGAAGAGGAAAUCCUAAUCAGAUGGAUCCGCGGAAGAAGCCGGUGACGGGCGCUGGGAUCCCAGCGAGACCUCAGGGUCAACGCCCAGAGUCAACGCGGCCUCAACAUCAACGUCAUCAUCAUCAUCAGCAUGGACCAGGGUUCGGUUUCAUGGAUGGCGAGGGAGGAGGACCCUUCGCAACUGCGCAAUUUGCCAACUUCACUCUCUCUGCAGGAUUUGGCUUGUUCCCUUCUCUCUUCGGUCUGCAGUAUCACUUCCCCGGUGACGGGGGGUUCGGUUUUGGGCCAACUCUCGUAGGUGGCAUGGCGGCAGGACCACAUGGCGCAGCAGGGCAGAGGGCGGGGCAGUCGCCGGAGGUGCAGCAGCAACAAUUUCUGUCGAAGCUGCUUCUCAUGCUUGGGUCAUUCGUGAUCAUUUGUCUCUUGCUUUUAUAGCUCUGCCGGUGCAGGCCCACCAAAUAUACCGUAUGUAAAACACAAGCAAUAUCUAGAAAGUUAGCUUCUGCACUCCUCUCCCCUUCUUCAUUACGUGGCUGCCUCUCCUCCCUUUUCCUCUCCGUCACGCCCCGCCCCUUUCACACACAUUUGAAAAGUAGGCUAGCAAGCCGAGAGAGAGAGAAAAGAGAGAGAGAGAGAGACCCGUCCCUUCAUUAUGUUGUAUAUCACUUGAAAUGACCUGUUAAUGUGCACCCACAUACAUAUGUUGGGCGUACUAAGUGACCGUCGUCGCGACGGCCCGAUUACCGUCAUCAUGGUAUGUAAUUCUUCAAGCAAGACUAACACUGUUUGUGUUUUUGUCUUCUGGACGCGAGAUGGGCUAUGUAUUGCUCUGAUGUGAAGGGGGUUGGAGUCGACAAGCGUUUGGAAAUGCUCUCGCCAAAAUAUCCACGCGUGCGAGGUGGUCCGCAUUCUCGCCACAUAGGUUCGUAUUUCCCCUGGCAUAAUAAGAAUCCAGAGACUGUUCACUGGAAAGGAUGGGACGAAACGGCUCUAGACUCGCCGUUCUUCUGCUGUGAUCCUUUUCCGUGUCAGCUUCCCCUCUUGCGCGCACGCUCUCUCGCGCUCUCUUCAUCUUUUUCGCCUGCCAGUGUGUAUUACUCGCUCACCAUCGUAGUUGCGCUGUUGCAGUCGCUGUUCGGGAGCAACCGGACUCUCGGUCCGUAGGCGCUUUACGCUCUUCGCCGACCGUAGUACUGGUCCUGUGCAUUCCCUUCUGCCUACUGGUCCUGUUCAUUCCCUUCUGCCGUCUGUUCGUUCUCAUGCACACGCACUCUCUCUCUCUCUUCGACGAUAAAGCUGAAGUGUAAUUUCUCUCGUCCUCCCUAACAUUUGUCCCGUGACCCUACUCCAAAGCAGUCACGUACGGACGUGGCGACACGCUCCUGUCGUCUCUCCGCAUAUGACUUUUCUCCUCGGAUACGGACCGUUGAGAGUCGGAACUCCUCUCUCUUCUCUCCGCUCCCGCCUCCUUUACUUCGACCUUCUCUCCGCUCCCGCCUCCUUUACUUCGACCUUGAUCCAAUCUAACUCGCUGCUUGAAGGCGAAGGUAGAGGGAGGAGGCGUUUUUGGCGGUGAUGCCUCGUUCGUCCUCCCGCGCGCGCGCCAAAAAAAGAGAGAGAGAGAGAGAGAGAGAGAGGGGCUUGAAUGGGAUUUUUCGGGUUCUGGUUGCGAUUGUUGGGACGGCGGAGAGGGCGGGUGGGAGACGACGGGGAGGGGAGGUGGGGAGACAGCGGGGGCUUGGAGCACGAGGACAAGGUGAUUUGGGGAGAUGUAUGAGGAGGGAAAGCUAGUGGUGUGAACUGAAAUGGCGGCCAGGAUUAAUGAUGUGUGUUCGAGGGUUGUUCUCCCGCCCGCGCCCACGG
This is a messenger RNA of Chara braunii, 2765 nucleotides long. The record is from the annotation of a GenBank genome assembly. NCBI's taxonomy places the organism in Eukaryota, Viridiplantae, Streptophyta, Charophyceae, Charales, Characeae.